UCCAUUGACAUUCACUCUCUUCUCCCACUAGAGAGAGUGGUGACGCUGCUGAGAAUGCAAUCUCUUCAAAAUCCUACUCCUUUCUUCACCUUCCCUAAACCCCUACUAGUAAAACCCUCCAAACCCCACAUUUCCUUCCCAAAAAUCCUUCCUUUCCGUCUCUCCACCCGGAAAUUUAUCGUUAACUCCUAUAGCUCCGAUGAGCUCCCUAUUGACGAGUCCUUCAUCGAGCAUUUCGGCCCAAAGGAGAAAGAGUCCGAGGAAGAAGCCCGUCGCCGGAACUGGAUAGAACGGGGUUGGGCACCAUGGGAGGAAGUCCUCACCCCCGAGGCCGAUUUCGCCAGGAAAUCUCUCAACGAAGGCGAAGAAGUUGCACUUCAAGAUCCAGAGUCAAUUGAGUCCUUCAGGAUGCUGAAGCCAAGCUACCGAAAGAAGAAGAUGGAGGAAAUGGGGUUGACGGAAGAUGAAUACUAUGCAAAACAGUUCGAGAUUAAGGGAGAGAUUCCAGAGCCUUUGGAGACUGUUUAUGGUGGGCCAAUGGUGGUUCGUCAUGUGCCACCAAGGGACUGGCCUCCUCGGGGAUGGGAAGUGGAUAGGGAGGAGCUAGAGUUUAUACGAGGGGCACACAAGCUGUUACCAGCUAGGAUUCAUCUGGAGACAGUUGAGAAAGAGUCCAACACAAAUACUGAUGAUUUGUCUCUGGAGAGGUAUAAGGUUUUCCUGAAACAGUAUAAUGAAUGGGUUGCAGCAAACAAGGACAGAUUGGAGGAGGAAUCCUACGAGCAUGAUCAAGAUUAUUACCCAGGCAGGAGAAAAAGGGGCAAGGACUACAAAGAGGGGAUGUAUGAGCUCCCCUUUUAUUAUCCAGGACAGAUUUGUGCUGGUAAAGUGACUACUUUACAUCUCCAUCAAGGUGCAUUUUUGGACAUUGGAGGUGUUCAUGAAGGGUGGGUCCCUAUAAAAGGAAAUGACUGGUAUUGGAUCCGCCAUCACAUAAAAGUUGGCAUGCAUGUCCUAGUUGAAAUUGUGGCAAAAAGAGAUCCUUACCGGUACCGAUUUCCCAUUGAGAUGCGCUUUAUUGAUCCUAAUAUAGAUCACCUUCUAUUUAAUAGAUUUGAUUACUCACCAAUCUUUCAUCGUGAUGAAGAUACUAAUCCUGAUGAGUUGAGACGUGAUUGUGGAAGACCCCCUAUACCUAUAAAAGAUCCAGAAAUCAAAGUAGAAGAAGAAUCAUUACUGUCAAAUCACCCCUAUGUGGAUAAGUUAUGGAUGAUCCAUAAUGCUGAACAAAUGGUUAUGGAUGACAUGGAGACUAGACCUGAUGUGUAUAAAGACAAAAAGUUGUCUGAGUAUACUGAUGACGAAGAUUUUGAUGAAGAAAACAGUGUUGAAUAUUCUACAGAUUACUACAAAAAAGCUUUACUACCAAAGAUGAGCGUGAGAAUAAGUGCUAAAGAACUUGACUUGGAGUCUGCAUUCGCUGAGCGUCAGGUACACAACAAACUAAGGAAAGAAGCAGAAGCUAGAGGUGAGAAAUAUAAAGUAACAAGUAUGAACCGUUGCAACGAAAUGGACGAAUAUGACUUGCUCCAUUGGCAUCGGUCAUUAGAGGAAAGAGAGGCUCUACUCAGAGAUAUUAGCUGCCGUCAGGCGCUUGGUCUUCCAUUGGUCGAGCCAGGGAAGUUUUUAGGUGCUAGUUACUUUGGAGAUGAGUAUGAUCCUUCAAACCCCUUGUACCGUUAUGACUACUGGGGGGAACCCAAGAACUCAGAAAAGAGCAAGCAAGAGCGAAUGACGGAUGCCCACAACAAAUCAAUUGUAGGGAAGGGCACUGUUUGGUACGAGAUGUCAUACGAAGAAGCCAUCAAGCAGCAAAUGGAAAGGCAAGCCAAGAAUAAAGGAAAAGAACCCGAAAUCGUAGAUUAUGAAAAAGAAGAAAGUGGCGAGGAUGAUGAUGAUGACGAUGAGGAGGAUUUCGAUUUCAGCAUUUUGGACGAUCCUGAAGUAAAUAGCAUGUAUGCUGAACCAUUAGUUAACGGUACAGAGUCUUCAGCAAUGUCAGAUGAGGGUAUGUUUGAGGACUAAUCACUUGAGCUCAGGUAUUAUUUAUUUUUGUUCUUGUAUUGUACUACUAGUUCUUCGAAUGUAGCUAGAUGGAUGAAAAAAAAAACUUUCCAACAUCUCUGAGAAGAUAAAACAACUUUCUUUUAGUUGGAAGCAAUGUAUGAUUUUAAUAUUUAGGGCUUCAACAGACAAUUUUGUAAAGAGUAACAUAUAAUUAGAAAGGGUAGAGAGUUCUUAAAUUU
This is a messenger RNA of Impatiens glandulifera, 2306 nucleotides long. Its product is annotated as protein PLASTID TRANSCRIPTIONALLY ACTIVE 10. Lineage: Eukaryota; Viridiplantae; Streptophyta; Magnoliopsida; Ericales; Balsaminaceae. The record is from RefSeq and is a predicted model, not a curated record. The transcript is spliced from 13 exons. The coding region runs from base 55 to 2085 and encodes 676 amino acids. Gene Ontology annotation, molecular function: RNA binding. Gene Ontology annotation, cellular component: chloroplast; plastid-encoded plastid RNA polymerase complex.